Molecule: messenger RNA, 2495 nt
Organism: Ruditapes philippinarum (Manila clam)
Lineage: Eukaryota; Metazoa; Mollusca; Bivalvia; Venerida; Veneridae
Exons: 8
Coding region: 102-1430 (442 amino acids)
Biological process (GO): signal transduction
Source: RefSeq, a predicted model, not a curated record
AAAUUUCGACACGCCAUUAUUGACAUUUGGAAGCACGCUGGCAUUUCCGUUAUCUAUUUUUAGAAUUAAUUUCAUUUUCACAGACAUAUAGCUGUGUAAUCAUGGCUACGAGUACAGAAAAUAAUUCAGAAUAUUCUGCAAAUGAUUGUCGUGAUCAGGAUUUAAAAGCUAAGAUACCAGCUUUACCCGAAGGUAAAAUAAAGCAUUUCUUUGUUUCUUACACCAGUUUAGACAGAGAACGUGUUCAUUCAGUAAUUGAGGACGUCGAAAAGAGAUUUGGUUUACAGUGUGUAUUUGAUGAACGGGACUUUCAGGGUGGGAAGGAUAUAACAGUAAAUAUACGAGAAGGAAUGAUGUCUUCAUUAAAGGUAUUACUCUUUCUGACACCAAAUUUUCUCGAAAGUGGUUGGUGUAAGUAUGAAACUGACGCCGCAUUUAUAAACUCUAUGGGUUGUGGCUAUAGCUGUAUUGUGCCUGUAUUGCUAGAAGAGUGUGAGAUACCGCCUACACUUGUGGCCUUGACCUACAUUGAUGCAACUAUUCCGGGAUUAGAUGUGCCAGCCAAAAUUGCAGCUUCACUCUUACGUCCUGCUACCGAUGACGGUUUAUUCUCUCUCAACAUUCGGGCUUUUAACAAACAAUACGAGAAUGGUUAUUGUUUUAUAAUUCCGGCUGUACGUGAUAACUUAAUAAGUGUCGUCAGACCUGCCAAAUACAGAUUCUUAAUUGAUGAUAACAUCAUAGAAAAACUGAAGGAAAACAAGGUUGAGGUUCCAGAAAAGCUGUUAAAGUCGACUGUCGAUAUUGUGAACAAGGACAGUAUUGUGUGCUCAUACGAUUAUCUCUACCGGCGUAAAAACUUUGCAUGGACGUUUUUUCUGCUACCACUUUUAGCGUUGAUCAUUGCAGUUUAUGAAGCGGCAUGGGUUUUUGGUACUGCUACGAGAGGAAGGGAAAUUAAACUUUCACAACUUGGGAUCCUAUAUACGAUAAUCACUGGCUUUAUUUGUUUAUUUAUAUUCAUUCAAAUAAUGAUUUGUUUCUUGCCAAUUUGCUGUCAUAGGAAACAGCGGGAUUUCUCUCUACAAUCCAAACUAUGGCGGAAAGUCGGUAAAGAGUGUAUUGAAAAUAACGUUUUACUUUUGUUCACUGGAAGGAGGAACAAGAAACCAUCUCUCCUUGUAAUGAGAUACAACAUAGCAAGAUGUAAGGAGUACUUUGUUGGUAUUAUCAAGUCAAGGAAUAUUACACCGACCGAUCAGACAUUAACACCCGAGAGUUAUGCAGAUAUGUUAAUUGAAAGACAUCUGGAGCAAAGUCUUCAUUUCUUGGCAGACGAUUUUGAUUUCCUACCAGACGCGCCAUACAAUCGUCACAACGUAAAAAAAGGGAAAAUGUGCAUUUGUCAACAACUUGAGCAGGAUUUGUAAAGAUAACGCCGUAUUCCUUUAACUUACAUGUAUAUCAAAGUGAUUUCCCUUUGAUCUAGACAGAUAUUAUAACUAUUGACUUACAAAGAUUAUUGAAUGUUAUGAAAUGUGAAUUUAAAAGAACUCUCAAAAUUGGUAACUUCAAUUGUUAUCUCAAGAAUUGACAGAUAUUCUACUCGAUACUGAACUUGAAAUUAUGUAUACAAGGUGUAUAUUGACAUCAUUGGAAGCAGACAAGAUUGUGAAAGUACAAAGAAAAUCAUGAUCAAAAAGCAGAUUUUAAAGCAGUUCAAACACUGCAAACACUACAGCACAAUUUGAAAUAGAAAUGUAAAAACAGUCAGAGAAGCAUGUUAAACAUUUUAUCACGCGAAACAUGUUGAGAAAUAUAAGAAAACAGGAAAAAAAUAUUAACAUGAACUGCACGAUUAGAAGUACAUAAAAGUUAUAUUUGUAAAUUGAAAAAUCGCACAAGCAUUAUAACAUCAAGCCAUAACAAUGUGUUUUCUGUACAAAGCGAGAUAUCAGAUUCAUAGCAGACAAAAGUGUAACAUUUAACAAAACUCCAAAACUAUCAAAAGUAAUAAAAAUUCUAUGUUAAUAUAAAAACAGGAGUAAUGUCUUUUAUUGUGAAACAAAGAAAUAUGAUAAGACCUUGGUGUAUAGCCCUUAGAUGUAUGUGAUGUUAGAUUUGUACCUGUUCUUAUGAUUGCAUAUCUUCUCUUUUUGGUCGUAUGUUCAUAUUUUGGAACUCAAUCUUCUGAAAAUAAUGUACAAUAACGCAAAACCAUUGUCUUAUCAUGUAUACGUUUUGCUAAGCCAUUGUCAUUGAAUUUAAGUUGGAUACAUAUAUAUGGAGAUUACAGCUAUUGUGUUUGUAUGCUAGACCAUGGCGUGCUUGUAUUGGUAGUCUUAAAAGACAAACAAAUUUUAUAUUCAAAUUUAUUUUCAAAAAUUUAUAAAAAUGACCUUGUCAAUUUAAAAUGUUCAGACUUUAAGACUGUCAUGGUGUUGAACAUAAAACCAUCUGUCAUGAUCUUAUAAAAUAAUAUAUUUGUAUAAUAG